AUGUACACCUACCCUCGUCCAGUUGCUGUCGACCCCGGCGACCGAGUCAACUUGCGCCCGCUGUGGUUGGUCACUCUCGUCGUCUUCGGAUUGGUCGCGCUGUUGUUCCUGGGAGAGAUGGCGCAGGACAACGGGAAGCCGCGAUUGGUGACCACGCUCCGUGUUGGUGACAACAGCAACGCCAACAUCGUCACCGGAGCCUUCGCUCUGCCGUGCACGCGCCACGUCGCCCCUCCUGACGGCGACGCCUCCUCCGGACAGGAAUUCCAGGAGACGCCCGGCCCGUUCUGGAACUUCACAGAAGAUCGCAACCUCAUGAUCCACAGGCUCGGGGGCGUCGCGCCUGGCUUCACUUCCCUUAUCCACCCUGACGCUCUGCGUGAAUCCGCGGCCAGCGAGUCUUCUUGGGCUGAUGCAGCAAACGGCGCCAGCCAGAUCUUCCCUGCAAACCCGUUUACAGCUAAUGGCAUUUCUACAAACCUGUCUGCAGACACGGGUAAUUUUACGAGACUAUCUGCUGCUAAUGCCAUGUUUUCAAACCGGUCUGCAGCUAAUGAAAUCGCUGCAAACUUGUCUGAUGCUAAUGGCAUAUCUGAAAAACUAUCUGAAUCUAAUGGAAUCUCUGCAAACCGGCCUAUAGAUAGUGGCAUCUCAGCAAAUCUGACUGCAGCUGAUGAAACUUCUGUAAACCCAUCUGAAGCUAAUGGAAUCUCAGCAAACAUGUCUGCAGCUGAUGGCAAAUCUGUAAAGCUAUCUGAAACUAAUGGAAUUUCUGGAAAUCUGUCAGCAGCUAAUAGCAUCUCUGGAAAUCUAUCUGAAGCUAAUGGAAUCUCUGCAAACCGAUCUAUAGCUAGUGGCAUUUCUGCAAACCUGACUUCAGCUGAUGAAACCUCUGUAAACCCAUCUGAAGCUAACGGCAUCUCUGCAAACAUGUCUGCAGCUGAUGGCAAAUCUGUAAUUCUCUCUGAAACUAAUGGAAUUUCUGGAAAUGUGUCAGCAGCUAAUAGCAUCCCUGGAAAUCUAUCUGAAGCUAAUGGAAUCUCUACAAACCGGUUUGCAGCUAAUGGCAUAUCUGCAAACUUGUCUGCAGCUGAUGACUUCUCUGGAAACCUAUCUGAAGCUAAUGGUAACUCUGCAAACCUGUCUGAAGCUAAUGGCAUGUCACAAAACUUGUCUGCAGUUAAGGGCAUGUCUGCUGCAAACGACAACUCUGCAAACCAAUCUACAGCUAAAGGUAUCUCUGCAACCCUGUCUGCAGUUUCCGACAUUUCUGCAAAUCCAUUUGAAACUAAUAGAAUUGCCGCAAAUCUUUCUGUAGCUACUGAAAACUCUGCAAAUGUGUCUACAUGUAAUGACAUUUAUUCAAACCUGUCUGAAGAUACUGGCAUUUCUGCAAACAUGUCUGCAGAUACUAAUAUUUCUACAAAUUCGUCUACAGCUUCUGAAAUCUCUGCAAACCUGUCUGCAAUCAAUGACAUUUCUGGAAAGCCAUCUACCACUAAAGGUAACUCUUCAAUCCUGCCUUCAUCUAACUUCAUCUCUACAAACCCAUCUACAACCAAGGGUGCCUCUGCAAAUUCGUCGAAAUCUAAUGAUAUCACUGCAAAACUGUCAGCAACUAAUGACACCUCUGCGAGUCCGGCUACAGCUAAUGGUAUUUUUGCGAACCUGAGUGAAAAUACUGGAAUUUCUGGGAAAUUCUCAGCAGCAAAUGGAAUAUCUACAAAUACAUCUUCAGCUAUUGGCACAUCUUCAAACUCAUCUACAGCUAAAUGCAUCUAUGCGAACUUGUCUGCAUCUACCGACACCUUUGCAAACCUGACUAAAGAUACUUUCCUUUCUGCAAACCCGUCUACAGCCACUAAAAUCUCUUCAAACUUGUAUGCAGUUAAUGGCAACUUCACAGACCUGUCUAUAUCUAAUGAUUUCUCUGCAAAUCAGACUAUCACAGAAAACUCGUCUAAAGACAAUUAUGUCUCUGUGAGCCGAUCAACUUUUCAUGGCAACUCGACAAACGCAUCUACAGCUCAUGGCGACUUGGCAAAAACGUAUCCUGGUAAUGACACCUCUAAAAACGCGUCUAAUGCGAAUGACGUCUCAUCAGAAAGUCCUCCUCCAACUGAUCCCGUUGGAUCCGCAUCAUCAUCUGCUGACUCCGCUGUAGCUUGUGUACAGAAAGAACGUCGGCAGAAGACACUUCGUGAUUACUCCUUCAUCAUUUUGUGCAGUGUUCAUUUUUAUUCAUUGCUCCUUCAAACCCUGUAG
Molecule: messenger RNA, 2265 nt
Organism: Gryllus bimaculatus (two-spotted cricket)
Lineage: Eukaryota; Metazoa; Arthropoda; Insecta; Orthoptera; Gryllidae
Source: the annotation of a GenBank genome assembly